UUUGAUGCCUUUUCUAUGUAAAUUUGAAUAAAACAAUAAUUAUUGGACAUCAUAGAUGGCGCUGUAGGGCUCUUCUAAGUCCACGCACGUGCGUGGCAAAGUCCAGUUUGCCUACUUCUAGUUCGUCAGCAGUGGGACCAGCAGGGUGGAGUAGGGUGUAGGUAUGGCGUCCGCGGAGGAGGCUUUGCCACGUCGUGUGACCCGGGAGCCAAACGAAGCCUUGCUGAACCUUACGGCGAGAACAGGAUACACCAUACGGCGAGAAAAACGGGAAAGAAAGUACGGCGGUCCACCUCCCGACUGGGAAAGCCGGGCUCCUUUAAAGGAUUGUGGAAUUUUCGUCGGAGGUAUUCCAAAAGACUGUUACGAAGACGAGCUCGUUCCAGUAUUUGAGAAGAUAGGAAAGAUUUACGAACUGAAACUCGUAACGAACCGCCGCUUUGGACCCCAUAGAGGAUAUGGAUUCGUUACAUACACUAACAAAGAACACGCGAAUCAAGCGGUAAAGGAGCUUCACAACUACGAAAUUCGUAAAGGCCAGCUCUUGUGUGUUCGCAACUCUUCUGUAAGUCAUAAGGUGGUUUUGCACGUGGGGAACCUUAUGUCGACAACUACAGAAGACAAAAUUAGAAAGCUGUGCAGUCAAGUUGUGGGAAGAGACAACGCUGUGGGAAGAGUAAAGAAGAUAAGAGAUUAUGCAUUCAUUCGUUUUAGCGACAAAGAUGCUGCUAUCAAGGCCAUGGCUAAACUUAAUGGAAUGAAUGUUGAAGGUGCUUACAUUGAGGUUGCAUGGGCAAAAGGAAGAGAGCAGAACCGACACUUGGGUGAGGUUGAUAGAGCAUACAACAGAGGCUCGGAAGCGUUGAAAUCUUGGAAGCAGAAAGAAGUAUCAUCUGUCAGGUGUGUAGAAAUAUUGAAGGCCUUGGACUGCCACUUGGGUGAGGUUGAUAGAGCAUACAACAGAGGCCAGGAAGCGUUGGAAUCUUGGAAGCAGAAAGAAGUAUCAUCUGUCAGGGCUAAUCAGGACUGCCACUUGGGUGAGGUUGAUAGAGCAUACAACAGAGGCCCGGAAGCGUUGGAAUCUUGGAAGCAGAAAGAAGUAUCACCUGUCAGGGGCUAUGGCUAUGAUCCUAGUUACUCGCCUCCAUUGUAUUACAACCCGAUGUCUCCACCACCCGCAAGCAGGGCGUUGGCAGGGCGAGGUCCCAUGGGCAUCAGAAGCCCUGUGCGAGGCCGAGGGAUGAUGCUGAGGGGGUGUGGCUUUAGGAAACAUCCAGCGGAGGUGCUCGAUGACCUUUGUCAGAAGAAUGGAUGGGGAAGUCCUGUAUACCAGCUUCAUUCUCUCAUGGGAAGGGGUGGAAGUGGUGCCCAACAGCUCUUAGAGCUCUUUUUGUACAAGAUCACCAUACCAGCUCUCGGUACUCAGUUUCCAAAUCGUAAUCCAUUUACCCCAAAUAAACUGUGUCCUACUGUUGAGGGGGCAAAGGUUUUUGCAGCAGAGUACACUUUGAUGCAGUUAGGUGUGCCUCUUGAAGCCCUAGAGUUCAUUAGCCCACCAUGUCCUUACACCCAGCCGAGCUAUGCCAACCACCCCGACCCACCUGUGGAACGCUUCCAACAGAUCCUGUGAAAAGCCAUGGAUGACCUGGUUUUUUUCUGUUUUUUUUCUCUCAUUUCUGAUAACCAAUAUGACCCUGGGCUAGAAAGGGGCGUGACCUUGGACGAGAUGCCCGUAUCAGAGUGGACUUGUUAAAUGACUUCUUCCUUCUUCGAAUCUUCUUGUUCCCGGAGUUGUAACGGGUCACAUGUGAUGUAAAAUAUCAGAUGAAAACUGAUGAAUAUCAGAUGAAUAUAAAACACGUAUUCUAUUAAUCCCACAUAAAAUUAGCAUUAGACUAACAGUAUAUUAUGUUGAAUAUGGCAGAAUAUUAUAUUGUAAUAACACAAUACAUUCCAGCAUCAUUCAGAUCACAGAUUUUCUGUUAAAAAUAACAGAUUAAUUUUUCGAAUGUAUACCUUCUGCUAUUGUAGGAACUUAACUUUAUACAGAGGCUAGGUCUCUUCGAUGGUCAUUUGGCAAUCUCUACUAAUAGAGCCAGACAUUUUGACACCUGCUUUGACCGGUCUUUUCAAAGUCAAAUUAGCUGUUCAGCACACCCAUUUAUCAUUUAUUUUCAAUAUCAUUUUUAUCAUUUACACGUAUGGGCUUUGUUAGGUUCCCCAUAGCAAGUACUGCAAGUUUAUGUUUCGGUAUAUCCUUUUGUAUUUCAGAUUUUUGAUAGAAAAGAAUAAAACAUUGAAAAAAGAAUUUUUUUA
Messenger RNA from Liolophura sinensis, 2316 nucleotides. RefSeq names its product probable RNA-binding protein 46. Gene Ontology annotation, molecular function: RNA binding. Lineage: Eukaryota; Metazoa; Mollusca; Polyplacophora; Chitonida; Chitonidae. Bases 164 to 1630 code for a protein of 488 amino acids. The record is from RefSeq and is a predicted model, not a curated record. The transcript has 11 exons.